Molecule: messenger RNA, 1728 nt
Organism: Emys orbicularis (European pond turtle)
Lineage: Eukaryota; Metazoa; Chordata; Testudines; Emydidae
Product: putative DBH-like monooxygenase protein 2
Exons: 14
Coding region: 1-1728 (575 amino acids)
Biological process (GO): octopamine biosynthetic process; dopamine catabolic process; norepinephrine biosynthetic process
Cellular component (GO): secretory granule membrane
Molecular function (GO): copper ion binding; dopamine beta-monooxygenase activity
Source: RefSeq, a predicted model, not a curated record
AUGAUGAGCCUCCUGUGGACCAAGAGCUUUCUCUUCCUCCUGUCCAUCCCGUGCCUCUGCUCCAGCCAGCCCUCACCUCCCCCGUUGCGUUUCUCUGCUUUCCUGGACCACUCAAACAUGGUCUUCAUGCGCUGGGACCAUGAUGAAAAGGAGAUGAUGACCUUUGAGCUCCAGGUCCGCACUGUUGGCUGGGUGGCAUUUGGAUUCAGCCCUCAUGGAGAGUUGCCUGGGUCUGACAUUGUGAUCGGGGGCGUUUUCCCCAAUGGCAGCAUCUAUUUCUCUGACUGGCAUGCUGUGGAUGAGGAAAAUCUCAAGGAGGACAAGAGCCAGGACUACCAGCUGCUGUCACUAACAGAGGAUGAGACUUUCACCACCUUGCGGUUCAAACGCUACUUCCAGACAUGUGACCCAAAUGACCUGGAUAUCACGGGUGACACCGCACGCCUGAUUUCUGCUUUUGGCACUGACGACACAGUCCAAUUCUCCAAAAGCCAAAGAUUCCUCAAAUCUCUCUUUUUGAUGAGGGUCAUAAGCCCAACUGAAUUGAAUGACCCCAAAAUAUUCUUCACCUAUGACCUGAAGCUAAAUGAUUUCCCCAUCCCAGCUGAUGAAACCACAUAUGCCUGUACCUUUAUCCCACUGCCCAUCCUUAAGCAGAAGCACCACAUCUACAAGUUUGAGCCCAUAAUAACAACUCACCAAAACAGAUCGAUGGCUCAUCACAUUCUGGUCUAUGCCUGUAGCAAUGGCAGUGUGUUACCCACAGGCAUCAGCGAUUGUUAUGGGGCCGAUCCAGAUUUUGCCCUGUGCUCCCAGGUGGUUGUAGGCUGGGCCGUUGGAGGAGGGUCCUACCAGUUCCCAAAUGAAGCUGCAAUCUCCAUAGGUACACCUAUGGAUCCUCAAUACAUCCGGCUGGAAAUCCACUACAGCAAUUUUGACUUGAUACCAGGAUUAAUUGACAACUCAGGGAUACGACUCUACUGCACCCCGGACCUGCGGCCAUAUGACACGGGGGUGCUACAAACAGGGGUGUUCACCUUCCCUGUCCAUUUCAUUCCCCCUGGAGCAGAUGCCUACAAAUCCUAUGGACUCUGCAAAAGCAGUCAAUUCAAUGAGAUGAAUGGGACACCUGUGCCAGAUCUGAAGGUGUUUGGCUUCUUGCUGCACACUCAUCUGGCUGGGAGAGGACUGAAAGUUGUUCAGUACCGGAAUGGUGAGCAGGUGAGGAUCAUCUGCGAGGACAAUAAAUAUGACUUCUCCCUGCAGGAAACACGGGACCUGAAGGAAGUCAUCACCAUCAAAGUGGGAGAUGAGAUCCUAGUGGAAUGUAACUUUCAAACUUUGGAUCGGACGGAGAUCACCUUCGGUGGGCCAAGUACCUUGAAUGAGAUGUGCCUGGCAUUCCUCUUCUAUUACCCUCGCAACAACAUCUCCAGCUGCAUGGGCUUCCCAGACAUCCAGCAGAUUGCCCACGCACUUGGCCAGGAGGCCUCAGAUGCGAUGGAAGGAAUGAUUGCCAUGAACUCUGUCGAAUGGAACAAUGAAACCAUCAAGACUGCAGAGAAAGCAGCCAAGGAGGCUGAUCAGAUAGUCAUGAUUAAAACCAUUGAUGAGCUGCAGAAAAAUGAGAGUGGUAUAAUCCGGGACAUUAUGAUUCCAGAGAGUGGUCUCUGCCAUGACAUUUCUGGACGCCUCGGAAGUGUUUACUCAUUCAAGGAUCCCUGGUAG